Tetrahymena thermophila SB210 is the source of this 1137-nucleotide messenger RNA. Its product is annotated as class I chitinase. Gene Ontology annotation, biological process: cell wall macromolecule catabolic process; chitin catabolic process. The record is from RefSeq and is a predicted model, not a curated record. The transcript has a single exon. Lineage: Eukaryota; Ciliophora; Oligohymenophorea; Hymenostomatida; Tetrahymenidae. Gene Ontology annotation, molecular function: chitinase activity.
UGUAGUCUAAUAACUUAAAUUAAGAAUAACUAAUUCAAUUAGGAUCUAAAAAGAUAUCAAUCAAUCAAUCAUUUUUUAGACAUACAAAAUAUUAUAAGCAUGUUUAAUAUCAAAAUUUCACAAAGUAUCGGCCUUGUGCUGAUAUUUACUACUCUUCUUAUUACAGGAGGUAUAUUUAUGAAUGCUCUUAAGAAAGAAAUCAAUUAAGAUGAUGAAAUGUUUACUGAAACUGGAAGUCGUAAUUUCAGCGUUUGGUUGAAAGGAAUCAACAUUCCUAAAUCUCUUGAGCAUAUUGCUUAUGUUUCUUAGGAUAGAAUUGACUAAUGGCUCGUAGAUAUCACUAAUGCUAGUAAGCAAUAUCCUACUUUCUGUAACACUGGAGAUGAUAAAUUAGAUAAGUACGAAUUUGCUGCUUUCUUGACUAUUAUUGGUUCUGAAACUGAAUUCACUUAUGGAUUCCCCUGUACUCACGAAUAGGGUUGCCCAGAUUGCACUCAUUGCUCUUACAAUACCAAUGGUCUUCAAUGCCUUACUGAUGAUAAGCUUUAAUAUUUUGGCCGUGGUCCUGUUCAACUUUCAUGGAAUUACAAUUAUGCUGAUUUUAGUUAAAGUUACUUUAAAGAUGACAGACUUGUAAAAAAUCCUACUUUACUUGAUAGCAACACUGAAUUAUGUUGGGCAAGCGCUGUUUGGUUCUGGAUGGAAAGACACGAUUAUGGUGGCUGGUGCAUGCCCUAAGCUGGUUGGGACUAGCACGAUACUUGUGAUGCUAAGUGUCCUAAUGGUCCAAGUGGAUGCUAACUUAGUUAAUGCUCAGAUGCUCAUUGGCUUCCUAGAAAGUAAGGUUCAUGCCAUGAUGCUAUGCACUCAAGUGGUUCUAUCGGAUAAGUCAUUAAUAUCAUUAAUGGAGGUUAUGAUUGCUGUCCUACAACUACUUACUUUGCUGGCUUUGGCCAUACUCUUAGAAGAACUGAAUGGUGGGCUACCAUAGUAGUUAAUUGGGGAUUAGGUCUUCCAUGGACAUAAGUAGACCCUGUACCUAUUAAUGAAUGCCCUAGAGCUGUUGGUCAUAUCAACUGUACUCCUCUUAAAGAUAAUCCUGAAAAUUGUUGGACUUGUUGCACUGAAAAGAAUUGA